Aureobasidium musti is the source of this 225-nucleotide messenger RNA. The record is from the annotation of a GenBank genome assembly. NCBI's taxonomy places the organism in Eukaryota, Fungi, Ascomycota, Dothideomycetes, Dothideales, Saccotheciaceae.
AUGCCGAAGGAACAGUACCCUGACUUAUAUGCGGGCCGCAAAUCGUCCUUCUGCGGCAUCGACUACAACUUCGCAACAGAAAAGACUUUCGAUCAUACUCCAGAAGAGCGUAGAGCCGUCUAUGAGUCUCUCUGGGCUCAUGGCGAUUUUCACUUCUGGCUUGCCACAUACGGAGACAUGCUAUUCUCGGAUGAAGCAAACACCGAAGCCUUUAAUUUCUGGUGA